Messenger RNA from Danio rerio (zebrafish), 969 nucleotides. RefSeq names its product CARD and death domain containing adaptor protein (gene cradd). Gene Ontology annotation, biological process: signal transduction; regulation of apoptotic process. NCBI's taxonomy places the organism in Eukaryota, Metazoa, Chordata, Actinopteri, Cypriniformes, Danionidae. Gene Ontology annotation, molecular function: protease binding; death domain binding. The record is from RefSeq and is marked provisional.
AUGACAAGGAAAAAUCAUGUGAAAAGCAUAACAACAAUGUACAUUGUAAUAUUUCUGUAACAUGUAUAUUCAUAAACAUUACUCUAUGCGUUUUUACAACAGCUAUUGUUUGCUUAGAGAAGAAAUUCGCCGCUGUUGUUGUGGUUAACAUUCAGCACACAACGGCUUUUUAACUCGGUCACCGGGUUCAAGUAUGGACCCAAAACACAAAAAACUGCUCCGAACACAGCGGCUUUUUCUGUCCGAGGAGCUUUUAGUGGACGAUUUAAUCAUUCAGUAUUUAUAUCAAGAGGAGAUACUGACGGAGAGCCAUUUAGAGGAGAUUCAGUCUGAGUCGUCAAGCAGAAAUAAAACGUUAAAGCUGCUGGAUAUUUUACCGAGCCGCGGAGCGACAGCCUUCCAUCACUUCAUAAAGUCACUGGAGAAAGACUUUCCCUGGAUCAGAGACAAACUGCUGCAACUAAACGAGGAAGAAGAGUCUCCUCCUCCGCCCUUCACAGUUCAGUGUGGUGUUCCUGACCACAUCCUUCUGACCGUACCAACCACCCUGCAUCUGAAUCAGCUGGCAUCCCGUCUGGGCUCAGAGUGGAAGUCUGUGCUGCUGGAUCUGGGCCUGUCCUGUGCGGAUCUGUACCGGUGCUGCUCUGACCACCCGCUUGCUGUUCAGAGUCAGGUGCUCGCUGGGCUGGUGAUGUGGACGCAGAGGAACGGAAGAGGGGCCACGGUGCAGCGGCUGAUCCAGAGCCUGCAGGCUGCAGAUGUCCCGCCAUCUGUGCUCCAACAGGUGUUUAAGUGACACCAUGAGGCAUGUUUUCAACUACACAAUACCACUGUUAAAAACAUAUCAUAUAACAUUAAGGAAGACUUUAAUAUUUGAGUGCAUAUGAAAUUGAUCAUGUUAUAGUGCUUAAUGCACAUGUUUUUUUUAUUUAAAUUAUAAUAAAGGCUUUUUCAAAUAGGCUUCCAAAA